Molecule: messenger RNA, 830 nt
Organism: Tupaia belangeri chinensis (Chinese tree shrew)
Lineage: Eukaryota; Metazoa; Chordata; Mammalia; Scandentia; Tupaiidae
Gene: APOM
Product: apolipoprotein M
Exons: 6
Coding region: 99-704 (201 amino acids)
Biological process (GO): high-density lipoprotein particle remodeling; high-density lipoprotein particle clearance; high-density lipoprotein particle assembly
Cellular component (GO): high-density lipoprotein particle; very-low-density lipoprotein particle; low-density lipoprotein particle
Molecular function (GO): lipid carrier activity; phospholipid binding
Source: RefSeq, a predicted model, not a curated record
CAAGGGGGUUGGACGCAGGGUAGACUGAGCAGCCAGUGGGAAGACCAGCUAAGACACCAGUUACUCCACACACAACUCCAACUCCCUCCUGCCCGAGGAUGUUCCACCAAAUUUGGGCAGCUGUGCUCUACCUCUAUGGCAUUCUCCUCAACUCCAUCUACCAGUGUCCUGAACACAGUCAACUGACAUCUCUGGGAGCCGAUGGGAAAGAGUGGGACCCACCUCUUCUGCUCCCCUCAUUGUCUCUCCAGUUCCCAGAGCCCCAUUUGGGCCAGUGGUAUUUUAUCGCAGGGGCGGCUCCCACCAAGGAGGAGUUGGCGACUUUCGACCCUGUGGACAACAUUAUCUUCAGCAUGGUCGCUGACUCCGUCCCGAUGCAGCUGCAGCUUCGUGCUACCAUCCGCAUGAAAAAUGGGAACUGUGUGCCCCGGAAAUGGAUCUACCACCUGACUGAAGGGAGCUCAGAUCUCAAAACUGAAGGUCGCCCCGACAUGAAGACAGAGCUCUUCUCCAGCUCAUGCCCAGGUGGAAUCAUGCUGAAGGAGACAGGCCAGGGUUACCAGCGCUUUCUCUUCUACAAUCGUUCACCAUACCCUCCCGAGAAGUGUGUGGAGGAAUUCCAGUCCCUGACCUCCUGCCUGGACUCCAAAGCCUUCCUACUGACUCCUAGGAAUCAAGAGGCCUGCCAGCUGUCCAGUGACUGACCUGUAACUUCAUCUGCGCCCCCGGAUGGAUACAGUGGGAGCCGAUGACGGGGACUGGGGCUGGGGGAAGGCUGGGAGCACCUGACUCCUAUUCAAGAAUAAUAAAGGUAACUUUCAAACCCUCAU